AUGUCUGAUACUGAAAGUGAACACCGUAUUAAAAUAAGUAUGUUUGGAUUUCAAGCUAGUGGGAAAACGUGUUUAUAUAAUAUUUGGAGAGGAUUAAAUAUUCCAGAAGAAUAUAUUAAAACAACAGAAAUGGAAUUUGAACAAAUAACAGUUAAUGUGGAUGGAUUAAAAGUUCCUGUUUUAUUAAGUGACUGGGGAUAUGAAGUGAUGGUAACCUGUUCUGCUUCUCAACAAACAACAAUUAAUACAUACAGUGAAAAUACUGAUAUACAAAUUUUUGUUAUUGCAUUAAAUUCAAUUGACUCAUAUGAAUUUGUUGAAGGAGCUCCAAAUUCAGUGUUUUUCAAGAAAACUGGUGAAGUUCAACAAGUUGCUAUUCUUAAUAAAAUUGAUUUAGAAGAAGAUGAAGAUUUACGUUCAAAAAUAAAAACAUUUUCUAAUGAAAAUGAAAUUCCAAUAUUUGAAGUUACUACUACAAAUCCAGAGUUAUGUCGUAAAACAUUAAUCGAUAUUAUUGAUUUAUAUCUUGAAAACAAUCCACAAUAUAAACAAUCUUUAAAAAAAGGAUUUAAUAAUAAAAAGUCUUCAGAAAAAACUAAAAAGACAUCUCUUUCUAUUACUUCUUCACAAUCUAAUAAAAAAGAAAAACAAGGAUGUUGUACAUUAUUUUAA
Messenger RNA from Entamoeba histolytica HM-1:IMSS, 672 nucleotides. RefSeq lists its product as uncharacterized. The transcript has a single exon. Bases 1 to 672 code for a protein of 223 amino acids. NCBI's taxonomy places the organism in Eukaryota, Evosea, Mastigamoebida, Endamoebidae. Gene Ontology annotation, cellular component: endosome; Golgi apparatus. The record is from RefSeq and is a predicted model, not a curated record. Gene Ontology annotation, molecular function: GTP binding; GTPase activity.